Messenger RNA from Megalobrama amblycephala (Wuchang bream), 1188 nucleotides. RefSeq lists its product as uncharacterized. The transcript is spliced from 4 exons. The record is from RefSeq and is a predicted model, not a curated record. NCBI's taxonomy places the organism in Eukaryota, Metazoa, Chordata, Actinopteri, Cypriniformes, Xenocyprididae. Bases 499 to 1149 code for a protein of 216 amino acids.
UUUUUAUCAUAGAGACAUAAGUAAUAUAUCAAAUGAAACUAUAGAAUGUCUUCUUUUUUUUGUGUACACUCACAAUCAAAAUAAAACUUUGUGCUUUUUAAAAAUAAAUAAAAUAUACAGGGUGUGCUGUCCUGCCAUCUCCGUCUCUGCAAACAUCAUUCUAAAACGUCACUAAAAGUAACUAAAAUAGACGGCUUAUACAUGCUACAUGGAGAUGAGAGAUAUGUCUUUGCAAAGCUUUAAGUGUCUACUUUUAAACGAAACAAAUAAAUUCUAAAAAAAAUAUUCUCCCUUUAUGUAAUCAGUAUAAAAGUAAAGAGAGGUACUGUUUCUCCUGUCUUACCUAAUUAUCUUUAAUGUGUGCCCGCCCACGCGCAGAGCGCUCUAUUCAUAAUAUAAUGUGCUAAGGCGAUCUAUGCAAACUGUAAACGCCCCUAACAGCGUCUUAAAAAGCAUCAAGUUUCAUCAGAUUCAUUCGCUUUCCUGCGCGUUUGGAAGAUGGCACGCUACUCAGGUGAGCAGGCUCUUCAGAUGGUCCUGGACAGUGAGGAAGAGUUCACUUUUUCCUCGGAAGAAGAACACGACUCUGACGAUGAACGUCUGUAUUUUGAAGAGCGACUUGAUCCAGCUGAAGAUACAGUUUCUGAUGAAAAUGUGGAUCCAUCACUCUCGCAUUCACCUGCAAUUCUCACUAAGAGGGCACGCAGCAACACAGGCGAUAAUGAGAAAGAGAAUGUGGAUCCAUCACUCUCACAUUCACCUGCAAUUCCCACUAAGAGGGCACCCAGCAACACAGGCGGAAAUGAGAAAGACUAUAGCCCUAAUGAGAGUGCUCCAAAACCCCUUGCAAAAAAGGCCAAGAAAAACAUUCAGACAAGCAACAGGCAUUCAGCUCUGUCAUGGAAAACAGAUAAUGACACUGACAUGGUUCCACAGACUCUGAGAUUCCUACCUGCACGGGAACCUGGACCACAGCUGCGUCCUGCUGAUGAACACACUCCUAAGAGUCUCUUCAAAAUGUUCAAAAUGCAAGGAAUAAUGCCACCGCUGGUCGUCGGAACUGCAUGCUUUGCAAAGUACAGCUUGGUAAAAGGCAAGACACACCUUGGAAAUGCCAGGCAUGUGACAUUUACUUGUGUCUUCAGUUGAAAAGGAACUGUGUUCAAAAAUGGCACACAGAUGUGUGAC